CAGAAAGUGCAGGCAACACGAACAGACUUAUGUGCAGUGACAGACCUGGAGGAGGGAGAUGCAUUUGGAGCGAUGCAAUUUAUAUAACCUAAGCUGUCAAAAAUUUGUGUUCCACAUCAACAAUAUAAUAAUAUACAUUAUAAUUUACAACAUCAUAGAAAAUGUGCUGAUUAUAACAAAGAUGGCAUCCGAGGCCGUCAAAUCUCAAACGAUAUUAGCUUCUUCGGAAGAGACUGGCCAAUCUGUUACAAGUACCUUGCAACAGGAAAGUAAAGAUUUAAACUCAACUAAGCCACAGAAUCAAGCAAAUCGACAAACCAACCUCCUAAAGAUACAACAGCGCAAGCAACAAAUGUACAAUUGCCCACAAAUUAAGAAAUUAUUGAAACUUGCAAAUUAUAGUGCUUGUCAAGCAGAGGAUUGCAAAUGUAAUGGCUGGAAAAAUGCGCAACCGAUUACGAAGUCACAGAAAGGCGAGACACAACAGCCCGUUAUAAAUUUUUUUGAUCCAUGCAAGAUGUGUACUCAUACUUUAGAAAAUCAUAUUAAACAUCUAUCAGUGCAAUCUGAUGAAGAAAUCAAUAGAUUAUUGGGAAUGGCUAUUGAUACAGACAAUAUUUUUAUGUGCAUACAUAAAGAAGUAGAUCCCGAUACUAGGAAAAUAUAUUUUUUUUUAUACAAAACAUUGAGGAAAAGUAUUUUGUCUUUAACAAAACCAACUGAAGAAGCUACAUUGGGACAUCCGCCAUUUGAAAGACCAAGUAUAGCAAAGGCAGUCAUGAAUUUUGUUUUAUAUAAAUUCAGUCAUUUGCCUCCAAGAGAAUGGCAAUUAACGUGCGAUAUGGCGAAAAUGUUUUUGCAUUGUUUGAAUUAUUGGAAUUUUGAAACACCCAGUGUCAGACGAAUAGCGGACGACAUCAAUGCUUAUAGAAUUAACUAUACUCGUUGGCUUGUCUUCUGCCAUGUACCUGCAUUUUGCGAUUCGUUGCCACAUCAUGAUACUGCACUAGUUUUCGGAAAAACUCUGCUACAAGCUGUAUUUAGAUCAAUUUGUAAACAAUUAAUGGAUAGAUUUCAUACUGAAGAAGAAAAAAUGACGACGGAGAGAAGAGCUUUAUUUUUAACACAUUUUCCCAAGUUUCUCUCAUUAUUGGAAAAAGAGAUUUAUUCUAAUCAUUCACCUAUCUGGGAUCCUGAAUUUAAACAAUCGCCACCGUCUCAUCUUCAAUCUGCCUUGGAAUCAAAAGGAAAUCAGACAAGAAAACCGGGAGAAUUUGAAAAAGUUACUGUAACUCCAAAUCAAAAAGACAAUUUUACAACAAUAAAUAUCAGUCCUGGAGUGAAGAAAAUUCAGGAGAAACGUCCUUACACCGAAGUGCGUCUUGAAACAAAGAGGCGAAAGAACGAAGAAGUUUUUGAGGAUCUGCCAGAUGAAACUAUUGCUGAAAUUGUUGCGUCUAUUAAUGACACUAAUUAUAUAUCUGGUUCUGACGCAGUAUUUCCACCAGAUCUUCCACGGGACGAAACUGCUAAAAAUGAAGAAAGUAAAAAGAUAAUAGAAUUUCAUAUAGUUGGAAAUAGCCUUACACGACCAGUAUCUAAACAAACUAUGCUUUGGCUAAUAGGAUUACAAGAUAUAUUUAGCCAUCAAUUACCUGAAACAUUCAAAGAAUAUAUUACUCAACUUGUUUUUGAUCCAAAGCAUAAAACAUUGGCUUUGAUAAAGGACGGUCGACCAAUUGGUGGUAUUUGUUUCUGUAUGUUUCCAAGUCAAGGUUUCACCGAGAUAGUGUUCUGUGCUGUCACAAGUCACGAACAAGUAAAAGGAUAUGGGACGCAUUUGAUGAAUAUGUUGAAAGAUUAUCAUAUCAAGAACAACAUAUUACAUUUUCUCACAUUCGCAGACGAUUUCGCUAUCGGAUAUUUUAAGAAGCAGGGAUUUAGCAAAGACAUAAAACUGCCGAAAUCAGUACAUCAGGGAUACAUUAAAUAUUAUGUAAAAGCGACAUUGAUGCAUUGUGAACUGAAUCCAAAGAUUGUGUAUACCGAAUUCACAGCGGUUAUCAGAAAGCAGAAAGAAAUUUUAAAGAAAUUGAUUCAUCAAAGGCAACAGGAAAUACAAAAAGCGCACCCGGGCUUGACAUGUUUUAAAGAAGGCGUGAAGGUAAUCCCCAUCGAGUCUAUCCCGGGAAUUCAUGAAACUGGAUGGAAAAGUUCCGCUCAAACUAGAACGAGGGCUGUGACAAAAGGAACGCAAGGUCCGGAAUCAAUAGACACAAGCCCAGAAAACUUAUAUAACACAUUAAAUAGUAUUUUGAGCAGUGUGAAGAAACACAAUACAGCAUGGCCUUUCCUGAAACCCGUAGAUAAAAAUGAUGUUCCAGAUUAUUACGAUCAUAUAAUAUAUCCUAUGGAUCUCAAAACCAUGCAAGAUCGUUUGAACGCGGGAUAUUACGUAAUUAAGAGAUUAUUUAUAGCGGACAUGUUACGAAUCUUUAUUAACUGCAGAUUGUACAAUAGUCCCGACACUGAAUAUUACCGAUGUGCCAAUGCCUUGGAGGAAUACUUUCAAACGCGUAUGAAAAAAGCCGGUCUCUGGGAUAAGUAAAAUUUUUUUUAAUAGUGUUGUGAUAUAUAUACAUAAUGAUAAUAUGUUGACAAUUGAAACUUCUUAACUUAUUCUUACUACAAAGUCUACUUGCUAUAUAAAGAAAGUCCAUAUUGAGAAAUGCAUACUGCUUUUUGUG
Messenger RNA from Cataglyphis hispanica, 2747 nucleotides. RefSeq names its product histone acetyltransferase KAT2A-like. Bases 59 to 2608 code for a protein of 849 amino acids. NCBI's taxonomy places the organism in Eukaryota, Metazoa, Arthropoda, Insecta, Hymenoptera, Formicidae. The record is from RefSeq and is a predicted model, not a curated record. The transcript has 5 exons. Gene Ontology annotation, cellular component: nucleus; histone acetyltransferase complex. Gene Ontology annotation, molecular function: protein binding; histone H3 acetyltransferase activity. Gene Ontology annotation, biological process: positive regulation of transcription by RNA polymerase II; chromatin remodeling.